This is a messenger RNA of Syngnathoides biaculeatus (alligator pipefish), 4469 nucleotides long. Its product is annotated as glycine receptor subunit alpha-4-like. Gene Ontology annotation, cellular component: plasma membrane; neuron projection; synapse. The coding region runs from base 2504 to 3844 and encodes 446 amino acids. NCBI's taxonomy places the organism in Eukaryota, Metazoa, Chordata, Actinopteri, Syngnathiformes, Syngnathidae. The record is from RefSeq and is a predicted model, not a curated record. Gene Ontology annotation, molecular function: transmembrane signaling receptor activity; transmitter-gated monoatomic ion channel activity; glycine binding. The transcript has 9 exons. Gene Ontology annotation, biological process: nervous system process; regulation of membrane potential; chloride transmembrane transport.
CUGCCGGAGAAGACCGAAAGCGUGGCCUACUUCUGCUGUCUGGACGUUGAAAAGCUCGAGCAAGCGGAAGCUCCCCCGCAGUUUCCCCGUUAUUAGCAAAACAUGUCCGUUUACGCAUCAGCCGCAUUUCUUAUUCUAUUAGACCCCAAAGUCUCUCCAGAGCCAAGUGAGGCAGAUGUGCGGCAAUAACCGGCCGUCUCUUCGCGUCGCGUUCAUUUUUACGUGACGGAGCGGAACGAAUCGCCACCGAGAUGAGUGGUCCGCGUUUGGGUUUUAUUCGUAUUAUUUUUCAGCAUUGAGAGACGCCCCCGUUGAGCCGGGAAAUAGGGGACACCUCCGCUUGAGGUGUCCGCCGACACGAGUCGAAAUAUGAAAUAUGGAGCAGGCGCUUUUCCGGGUGGGAUGAUGUGGUGAACUUGACAAACGGUUCCCAGUGAAUCUUUUUAAAAUGCGGACCCGCAGCCCACGGAAGCUUUUAGCUCAUACGUUUUCCGUUUCUUCAAUGAUUUUAGUUGCGUUGAAAUCAUUUGGAAAUUGCCAAUUUCUUGGUUUUCCCACAAAAAGGGUUACUGCGUCUUUAAAUGUUCCUGCCGCGGUUCCUUGAGGAUGCAUCUGGCCGUAAAACGAGAUCAAGCUUGAAGUCAUUCCGACAGAUACGCGAGCGGCAGUGGGGGGGAGGGGGUUUCCCGGGGAUUCUGAAUUAUGCAUCGGCGGCGUCGGCGUCGUGUACUUUGCACCUGCUGAGGCGAAGGGGACGGGGAGCCGCCGAGUUUCACACGGCAGCCCAACGAGCAACUUGGCGGCGUCUGGAAUUUUUCUCUUCUCGCUCGUGGGCUUUCCUGGUUUCCGGGAUGCGAGUGCGAACCUUUUGUCUGCUGUGGGCUCCUUGGGUGUUUUUUCUCCGAGGCAGGUACAGGAAAAAGUCUUUCUUUGCAUUUUCAUCCUCAACUUUUUCCGUUACGUCUCAAAGUAUUGUGCAUUUAUUAAUGGCGAACCGUCUGUGUGACUUGCGGACUGACGACGGUUGAGUGUGUUAAAAUGACACUUGUGAGGAUAUGGUUGUAGACCGAUGGAGAUGAGAAAUUCUGAUUGGAGUCGGAACGAGCGCAGUUCUUUUCUGGAGAUUCAUGUCAGAGAAAGUGAACAAGUUUUAAACGCACUUGGCCACGAAAGCCGAUUCUGAUUCUGAUGCUUUGGACAAACUGCCGAAAGGUGGAAGUUGUUCCUUGGAAGGAUUUCGUAAUUACAUGCGGGUCCAGGUGGGAAAGUCGUUUCAAGUUCACAUUUCUCCUCGUGAAGUAUGCGGUUGACAUAGACGGCGGCGUAGUUUGAAUAAAAUUGUGAAAAAUCAAAUGUUUCCUUGAACGAGAAUGUGGCGUUUAGAUGUUUCUGGGGCGGCACGGUGGCUGGCGAAGCUGGAAAGCCAUGGCCGCACAGUUCUGAGGACCCGGGUUCAACCCCAGCGCUCCCUGUGUGGAGUUUGCAUGUUCCUCCCCGUGCCCGCGUGGCUUUUCUCCGGGUGGGUGGGCACUCCGCUUUUCUCCCGCAACCCAAAAACACGCCACAUUAAUCGGAGACUCGAAAUUGCCUCGUCAGUGCGACUGUCGUUGGUCUCCGUGUGCCGUGCGAUUGGCCGGCGACCAGUUCAGGGUGCACAAUGACAGCUGGGAUAGGCUCCGGUACUCCUGCUACCCUUGUGAGGAUAAGCAGCUAGGAAAAUGGAAAUUGCUGUUUCUUGCUCAUUUUGGGGGUGGAGGGGUUGCCGAUACUUCGCCACAUUUUCAUUCCCAUUCCACAAUAGUUUUGUCAUUUGUAAAAUAAAUUCCAUUUCUUAAUAUUUCAGCGGUAAUACUAAAGCACACCCCUGUUGGCUGAGGAAUGGUUUGCUCUAGCCCAUUGCAGAGCAGAGCCAUACGCAGCCUUCCGGUCGUGUGCGCCAAAUACCGCCUCUUGACCCUUAACCCCUAGCAGGACACGACACACGCCGCUGACAGCAGUUGUCGUGUGGCCGCACGCAUCCGCAAGUUUUUGACAAAAUUGGAUUCCAUUUUGAAACUCGUUGACAUUAUCGCUGCGCCUCUUUUAGCACAGAAAGAAAAUGGAAGUGCUUCCGUAUUAGUAGCAGUGACAAAAGGGGGCCGAUUCUGUUCACGUUAUUUUGUUGUGUGUCCGAGUUCGGUCCAUUCUUUGUUCCUCACAGUUGGGUCAGGUUUAAUCUUGAUUUACUCCACGCUCGUCUUUUGCUUUGGCUUUAAAAAACUUCAGCUCCAGACGCGGCUCGAAAGUGUGGCGCUUCUCUUUCUCCGCUCGUGUGAACUGAAUUGCAAUCAAAUGUAAAGCCGAUCUGGUUUGGCCGGGAAAGCUCGCGUUCAAGAAUUGUCGUUUAAAUCUCGGACGCGACAAUUGCGACGUUCCCAAGACCGCCCCGACGCGUACGCGCUUGAAAAACGCCUCUCCGUUGUGCGUUGACGCUGCGGUCGGCAGGUGGGUGCUGUGCAAGGAGAUGAAGUCGCCCGGCGGCGCCUCCCGACCGCCCUCGCCCUCCGAUUUCCUGGACAAGCUGAUGGGUCGCACGUCCGGCUACGACGCCCGCAUCCGACCCAACUUCAAAGGACCCCCCGUGAACGUCACCUGCAACAUCUUCAUCAACAGCUUCGGCUCCAUCACCGAAACCACCAUGGACUACCGUCUGAACGUCUUUCUGCGGCAGCAGUGGAACGACCCUCGGCUGGCUUACAAAGAGUACCCGGACGACUCGCUGGACCUGGACCCGUCCAUGCUGGACUCCAUCUGGAAACCCGACUUGUUCUUCGCCAACGAAAAGGGAGCAAACUUCCACGACGUCACCACCGACAACACGCUGCUCAGAAUAUUCCAGAACGGAAACGUCCUCUACAGCAUCAGGCUGACAUUAACCCUCUCGUGCCCCAUGGAUCUGAAGAACUUCCCCAUGGACAGCCAGAUGUGCAUCAUGCAGCUGGAGAGCUUUGGCUACACCAUGAACGACCUCAUCUUCGAAUGGCUGGACGUGGGCGCCGUGCAGGUGGCGGACGACCUGGUUCUCCCUCAGUUUGUUCUGAAAGAGGAGCACGGGCUGGGAUAUUGCACCAAGCAUUACAACACAGGUAAAUUCACCUGCAUUGAGGUCAAAUUCCACCUGGAGCGCCAGAUGGGCUACUACCUGAUUCAGAUGUACAUUCCCAGCCUGCUGACGGUCAUCCUGUCCUGGGUGUCCUUCUGGAUCAACAUGGACGCGGCUCCGGCCAGGGUGGGCCUGGGCAUCACCACCGUGCUCACCAUGACCACGCAGAGUUCGGGCUCCAGGGCCUCGCUGCCCAAGGUGUCCUACGUGAAAGCCAUCGACAUCUGGAUGGCGGUGUGCCUCCUUUUCGUGUUUGCCGCACUCUUGGAGUACGCGGCGGUGAAUUUCGUCUCCCGGCAGCACAAGGAGUUCUUCCGGCUGAGGAAGAAGCUCCGAGAGCGAGCGCGCCGACGGAGCCACGAGCAGGCCGGCGGUGAGGCCAAGACGAAAGCCGACGGGAGGGCCGAGCAGCAGUGCGGCGCCUGCGCCCGCGAGGAGGAGCUGGCGCGCCAGGGUUUACUCUUCCAGGCUUUGGGCCUGGGACUGGGCUGCAGCGCUCCGGAAAUGGACGCCACGCCGGUGUUUGCCGACUUGCCUCCUGGCUUGGGCUACUACGACAUACGGCGGCGCUUCGUGGACCGGGCCAAGAAGAUCGACACGGUGUCUCGAGCCGUCUUCCCGCUGACGUUCCUCAUGUUCAACGUCCUCUACUGGCUCACCUACAAGGUCCUUCGGCACGAAGACGUCCCACUUCAAGUGUGAGCCCGCCAGGAGGGUCUUCCGCCGCUAUUCGGAACUUACGCCGCUACGACGCUCUUGUUGUUGUUUUCCGUUUUCCGUGCUGUGGUUUUUGUCAUGGGGUCACUUUUAAGAGACGUGCUCUUUCAAUUUGAUGUUUGACUUUUGCCAUUUGGACCGCCGCAUGCUCCAGGCUGAUUCAAGUUGUGCACUCAUUUUCACAUCAAUGCAAUUAGUUGUCAUGCGUACUGUUUGUUUUCAUACAUUUGAAUCUGAAUAUUCUUUUAAAAACAGCGUCGAUGUGUGUGCACAUUUUUUUUAGUAUUUUAUUUGUAGAAAUACUUUGGUGUGACAUAAACUGAUCAGUUAAGUUUGCUCCACAGUCCAAAUUCAUCUCCGUAGUAAAGUGGAUUUGUAGACUAUCCAUCGGUUUUCUUUGCCGCUUAUCCUCACAAAGGUCGCGGGGAGCGAAGAAGCCGAUCCCCUGCUAUCUUCGGGCAGGAGGUGGGGUACACCCUGAACUGGUCGCCAGCCAAUCGCAGGGCACACGGAGACAGACAACAGUCGCACUCACAAUCACACCGACGGGGGAAUUUAGAGUGUACCGAUCCAGCAAAAUUAGAGAGAGCAGACGUGGAUGCUUUGGACA